AUGAGCAAUUGUAAUAAGUCAGACAUAUUGAAAAGAUUUGUAGAAAAUGAUGAAAAUGCUUUAAUAGAUGAGAAUAGAAAAAAUAUUAAUAAUAGAAAUAUCAGCAAUAAAUUUUAUAAAAAUAAAAAUUUUAAAGAAAAAUCAGUAAAAAAGAAAAUUUUAGUAAAUGAAAAUAACGAUAAAAUAAAUAUAUAUGAUAAUAAAACAAAAUUAGUAAAAAAUAUUAAUGAACCCAAUUUAAAUAUUAAAGAGGAUACAGGAAAAUUAAGUAAAGGGGGGGAUUACAUAGAAUUAAAAGAAAAUGAUAAAGAGAAGCAAAAAAGAGAUGAAAUUAAAGAAAUAGCUAAUAUAUGUAUAGAAAAAAAUUUAGCAGUUACUAGUGAAAAUAUACAAAUCGUAAGAAAACUAAAGGAGAAAAGAACAUUGGAAGAAAAGAUAAAUAAAAAUGAGAAUAUUAAAAAUUUACAAGAGAAAAGAAGAAUUUUAGAAGAGAUAGAAUUUCAUGAAUGGGCUGAUAGAGAAAAAAGAAUAAAAGAACUACAAGAAAAAAAAAUGAAAUUAUUGAAAAGGGUUAUUGAACAAAGAGAUACGGAAAAAGCUAAUAAAAUAUUUUAUGAAGUAGAAAAAAUUAUACAAAGAAGAGAUGAAAAUAAGGAUAAAAUAAUUGAAAAUUUUAAAAAAGAAAAAGCAAGAGAUAUGAGAAAUUUAUUUGUAGAAAGAAAAAACAAUCUUAAAACAAUUUUUAAUCAAAAAAAUGAUAUAGUGGAUGAGAUGAAUGACUACACUUCUAAUCAUAAUUUACAAUUAGAAAGAAACGGUAUAAUUCCAAACAAAAUUAAUAAUAAAAUUUCAAGUAAAGUUGAUAAUUUAUUAAACUUAAAAAACAUUAAUGAAUUAGAUACUACAUUUAAUAAAUCAUUUAAUUAUGUAUAUGGGGAAAAUAAGUAUGGAAAAUUUUCUAAAUAUGAAAAUAAAAAAAAUAAAGAUAUAAUUGACACAUUUCAUAGAUAUUUAAAUAAGGAAGAAAAAAAACACACAACAAAUGAAUACUUAAUAGGUGAUACUUUUAAAACACAUAAAAAAACACAAUGUAUGAAAAUCAAUUUCCCUCAAAUAGAGGUUAAAAGUAAUGAAGACGAUAAUUUUGAAAAAAAUAUUUUAUAUCUCCAAAAUAUAUUAAGAGGAAAAGCAAUAAAAACAUUGAUGAAUGAUGGAAUAAAAUCUUAUAGUGAUCUAAUUGAAGAAUUAAAAACUUAUGAAAAAAUAGAUCAGUUCAGUAUAAAUGAAAAAGAAUUAUAUGAAAAGGAGAAUUUUGAGUCAAUUAAAAUUGAUUCUUAUGUAGAAAAUAUUCAAGGAAAAUGUGUAUCAGAAUUACUAGAUAAACUAUCUAAUGAAUUAGAAAAACAUGAAGAAGAAAGAAAAAUAGCUGUACUAGUAAAAUAUGCAGAAAGAGAAAGGAGAUUAAAAGAGUGUAAAGAGAAAGGAAAAAGACAAGCUGAAAUUUUAUUAAGAGAAAAAGAAGAUUAUUUAUUUAAUGAAAUAAUGGGAUUAAAUAAUCAAAGUGUUGAUUCUUAUUUAGAAGAUAUUUUAAGUAAAGCAAUAAAUGAUGCCUCUAAAGAAGAAGCAUUAAUAAGAACAAAAAAAAAAGCUGAACAAUUAAAUGAUAUAUAUAACUCAUUAGAAAAUAAUUAUGACGAUAAAAGUAAACUUAUUAUUAAAGAUUUAGUUGGAAACUUUAUUAUUCCAUAUGUUGAUAAGCAAAGAGGAAUAGAAUUUGAUCAAUUAGAAGAAAAAAAAAAUGAUUAUGUAUCAAAUUUUGCAACACAACAUAUAUUUGCAAAUAUUAAUGAAGCCUUUUAA
Molecule: messenger RNA, 1860 nt
Organism: Plasmodium gallinaceum
Lineage: Eukaryota; Apicomplexa; Aconoidasida; Haemosporida; Plasmodiidae
Product: conserved Plasmodium protein, unknown function
Exons: 1
Coding region: 1-1860 (619 amino acids)
Source: RefSeq, a predicted model, not a curated record